UCUCCCGCCUGAAACCAAGACUGAGGAAUACGAAGAAUUCCGUUUUGUAUCGAAUGUUCGAUUGUCUCGUUGCCGUCGUCCCAACAAUUGUAGAGCUUGCGCAUCGCAGUAGUUUAGCUCUGGAAAGACUCUCUGUAGUUUGCGCUUGCUUGGUUUUAGGGUUUCUGUUCUGUUUGUCAGGUUUCGUUUUGUGAAGUUUUUCAUUAUUUUGUUUUUUUUCUUCUUUUUUCUGGAUUCGCGACAAUUCAUGUCGGGUUCUCCAAGCUGGUUGAAGAGCUUGUGCACCUUGCGAUGGUCGUAGCUGACGAGGACGAGGAGGGCGGUGUGACAUGGAGGCUCCUGGGGGAGAGCCCGACGACGAUGACUUCGAUUGGGAGGCAGCGGUGGCAGAGAUCGACGACGUUUGUUUGAAGAGUCAGAGAAUUAUCGCUCCCGCGAGUGCGAUUGUCACGGCGAAUGCAAGUGCUCUUGCAAGUGACAUAGAUUACACCACUGCCUCAACAUGGAUUUACCCUGCCAAUAUACCAUACCGCGAGUAUCAAUUCAACAUUACAAAGACCGCACUUUUUUCCAACACCCUUGUUUCUCUGCCAACUGGACUUGGCAAAACUCUCAUCGCUGCGGUCGUCAUGUACAAUUACUUUCGGUGGUUUCCAACUGGAAAGAUUGUCUUCACAGCACCAUCCCGACCUUUGGUGAUGCAGCAGAUCGAAGCCUGUCAUAACAUCAUGGGUAUUCCGCAAGAGAUGGCCAUUGAUAUGACAGGGCAGAUGAGUCCGCCACAAAGAGCAGAAGAGUGGCGGAGCAGGAGGGUUUUCUAUGUGACUCCACAAUGUUUAGAGAAAGAUAUACAAUCAGGUACUUGUCCAGUAAACGAUAUAGUGUGCUUGGUUGUGGACGAAGCUCACCGAGCAACUGGCAACUUUUCUUACUGCGUUGUCACCCGUGAGCUUUUGGCUCGGAAUAUAAAGUUCAGGAUAUUGGCUUUGACUGCUACGCCAGGCUCUAAACAAGUUACCAUUCAGGCAGUCGUGGAUAACCUUCUUAUGUCAUGUUUGGAGUACCGAGAUGAGAAUGAUCCUGAUGUCAGCCAGUAUACACAUAAUAGGAAACUGGAACUUAUUCAGGUUAAAAUGAACGCCGAGACCAACAAAAUCAAGGAUAUUUACUUGGAGAUUUUAAAGCCUGUUGUUGACAAGCUUUAUCACUUGGGAGUUUUUUAUAGCAGGGAGUUUGCAAGGCUUUCGCCAUUUGAAUUUAUCACAGCAAGGGAUAAGUUUCGUCAAGCACCUCCUCAAUCGUUGCAGCAGCACCAGUAUCGGGAGGUAGAAUCUUUUUUUAGUAUGGCAAUAACCCUCUAUCACAUCUACAAGCUUCUGCACAGUCAUGGUGUUCGACCAGCUCUAGAAAUGCUUCAGACUAAGAUGCAGGAAGGGACACUGCGGUUAUUAGCAAGAAAUAGUAGGCUACAAGAAAUCAAGAAUCUGAUGCAGGAGAGUGUUGGUCAUGGAGCUCCUAGCCCCAAGCUGGUCAAGUUGGAGGCAAUCAUUCUUCAGCAUUUUCGUGACCAUGAUCCGCUGACAACCCGAGUGAUCAUAUUUACCAACUUUCGUGAAAGUGUCAAGGAUAUCCUUGAAGCUCUGCUGAAAGUUGGGCAUAUUGUGAAAGCAAUGGAGUUUAUCGGACAGAGUUCAGGUAAAGCAUCAAAAGGACAAACUCAGAAGAUGCAGCAGGCUGUCCUGCAGAAAUUUAGAUCAGGUGGCUUUAAUACAAUCGUGGCAACAUCCAUAGCUGAGGAAGGGUUAGAUAUCAUGGAAGUGGAUCUAGUUAUUUGUUUUGACGCGAAUAUAUCUCCUCUACGCAUGAUUCAGCGAAUGGGUCGCACAGGAAGGAAGCGAGAUGGAAGAGUGGUUGUGUUAGCGAGUGAAGGGGCAGAGGUACAAGGCUAUCUUAAGAAACAGGCGAAGAACAAAGCCCUUGGAAAACACAUGCAGCAUGGAGGUGUUAAUAGCUUCAGCUUUCACCCCAGUCCUAGAAUGGUUCCCCACAUGGUGAAACCACAAGUUGAAAUGACGGAGAUGAAGAUCGAGCAGUAUGUGCCUCGUGGUAAAAACAAGUCUGUGGAAGGCGUUGCUGUUCCUGACUCAGAAGGAGACGAGCUUACUGAAGAAGAACAAGCAUUGUUGCGGAAAUAUGCAUUACCUCCGGGCGCAGAACCGUGGAGACCGUCUCUUAUUGCUUUCCCUAAAUACCAACUCCUUCCAACCCCUGUACAUGCUGUGAAACAUUCCACUCGGACUGUAAGCAUGUUCAUUGAUGUUCUUCGAAGUCUUCAAGAGCCUGGUUUUCUUGGUAGUGCUAAGGACAGUCUUCCCAGUCAGCUCGGGUUUGCAUCUUUGAGUAUUGCUCAGCAAAACCUAGACACAGGCGCAGCCAUACCUACAGGUUCUGCUGUAGUCAAUUCUCCUGUGAAAACCUUUGAGGACAAUUUGGAUGAAGAUGAACCAGUUGAUCAAGAAAUGCCCUUCAACGAGGCUAUUUAUAUUGAAGAUCCUAACCUUAGAGGACCUCAAGCGUUUCCUAAUGAGCUCAAAUCGUCACAACACGAGAAUGUGAUUUGUAAUGAUAUUUUGAAUGCAACUGGACGCGUAACCUUUCUUGAAGAGAAUACACCGAGAAAUGAUUCUUCUCCGAUCAAGGACACUAUGAGGAAAUGUUCAACAGUGCUACCGGUUACAAUACACUCGCAUCAGUUCCUUUUCAACACUUCAAUAGUCUAUAAAAACUCAGCAGGCGAGCUUGAGAUUGCAUCACCUCCGGAAUGGCGACCGAGAGAAGUCACGAACGUUCCGGAUGACCAGCUGACAACCCUGGGCUCGUCUCCUCAGCGUGAGGCUCCCCAAGACGAUGAUGAGUUCUUCAUAGCGGGUACACCCGAGGACAAACUCCCGAGAGCAGCAACUUUAAUGGCAGGAUCUUAUUCAGUCGCUGUGAAAGAAGUGACUGCAGCGGAUAGUUUCAUCUCUCCUGCACCGGUUCCAUCCCUAGCGCAUGUGUCCACAUUAUCUCCGAUUUUAGAGACCCCGGAUUUAAAGAAACAUGAAACUACUCCGCCCUAUAGAUCAAGGCUUCGGCCUCCUCUUCCUCCUAGUCUACGUCGUGAAAUUGCCUCAACUUCCAAGCGAAUAUGUGAGACCUCCGGUGAUCUUCCUCGUAUGCUGGAGUCGGUUUCAAGGGCGGUUAUAACUAACAGUGACGUUGUUGAAGUUGAAAACAAAGCUCACUUGAGCCUUGACACUUACGUAGCGUCUCAAUCUCCAGCAAAACCCAAAGCUCUGAACUUUGAUGACAUUGCAGUUGGCCAUAAUGGGAUGCCAGAAUUAGACAAGAUCAAUGCUUUUCAUUCCAGGGAGAAAGUUCAAACUCAGCUGCCACAAUAUCUGCAGAAGUCACCAACUGUUCAAUUUCAAUCUCUGCAGAAGUCAUUACCUAUUCAACAUCAAGCUCAGCAGAGGUCACCACCUGUUCAGCCUCAAUCUCAGCAGAAGUUAUCUCCUGUUCAGUCUCUUAUGCAGCCUCAAUCUCAGCAGAAGUCACCACCUAUUCAGUCUCUUAUUCAGCCUCAAACUAGAGAUCAGAAGACACCGCAAACCCCACCUAUCCUGUUGCAUGAGACGAGUCCACGCAAUCCACAAACUGCCCGUGAUGUGCACAUCUUGAGCUUGAGCAAAGGGACUCCAUCCACGGGGCAGAAUCGGUCACGGAAAUUCAAGCGCUUGAAGAAAGCACGUGAUUUGGUGCGCACCACUCAACUAGAUCAAAUGAACAAGAAAAUGCGCGGAAGCUCUAAACAAGUUGAGCAUAAGCAAGUUGCGACGAAAAAGCAUACACGCUUAGGUGGAAAAGUGCAACGAAGAUUUGCAGUCCAUCCUUUCAUUGAUGAAGAAGCAGAGGAAUCAUCGGACGAGGCGGUCUCAACUGACGACUCAGAUACUGAAAGUGGGGAAGAAGAAUCACAAGAUAGCUUCAUUGAUACUUCCAACUCUCAGCAUCUUCACUCUGGCUCAAUCGACAUGAUGGCAGUUUAUCGACGAUCCUUGCUGACUCAAUCACCUGUGGGUGGAGGCUAUCUUGAGGUUACCACACCAACUGCAAACACCUCUAUUACCUUGGUCUCUUCUGACACUGGAGAAACACUUUCAAGGCGUAGCAAUGAGCCUCCCUCAGUUUCGAGGAUUUCAUAUUCUGCACCAAUCCCUCUGGGGUGCUCUAAGCGGAAUGGUAAUUCUGUCCCAAGUCGCCCGUUCAAGUGUCCUGCAGAUGGUAAAGAGAAUGUUCCUCCGAACAGUGUAGAUGCAACGCCAGUAACAUGUGCAAUUUUAGACGGUGAAGAUGCAGAUGACGGAAGGAAAUCCUCGGAAUCAAGGAAACGGAAACUGAGCUUCCAUCUGCAAGAAGAAGACGAUGUGUUUGCUGGGUUGGAUCUCGAUGCACUAGAGGAGGAAGCCACUUGUCAGGCUCGUCUCCGAUCAACUCAAGGCGUCUGUUCGUCUGCCGUUAUGCCAUCAUUUGAUCUGGGUUUCGAAGAUUGAUUUUGGUGCUCCUUGCAUCUUUUUUUCCCAAUUAUUUGCGGAUUGUUUAUCACUGCUGGUUUGAAAAAUGAGGACCAGUACGCAUGUUCAAAUCAUUAAGCCAGAUCAUUCGAGAUAUGGAGCUCAGUAUGUAGGUGAGCAGCAGGUCACUUAGGUUCUGGGGGGCUCCUCAAAAUCGACUCAUUAUCAGGUUUAGCAACGGGUCGUUUCAACAAAUUGGUGAGCGGGUAUAAGUGUAGCUUUUGGUAUGGCUAUUCAUCUUUCUCCCAUAUUACGAUAUUAGAUGUUUCAUAUGUUCAGUGGAAGCACAGUCCGACGAUGGUGGAGGGCUAUGAUUCUUUUAUUCAAGUUGAGAAAAAAGUCUACUCUUCUUAUGUACAACUAAAACACAAAUUCCAGAUCCAUUUUCCAAAGGGGGCACCUUAGAAGGUCAAGUAGUGCAGCAUCAAGUACACGCUAAUUUAACGUUAAAUUAGUUAACCUGUUUUAGGAGUUUCCAACUUAUACUAAUACAAUCAAUUUUUGAACAUUUUA
This is a messenger RNA of Physcomitrium patens, 5126 nucleotides long. RefSeq names its product DEAD-box ATP-dependent RNA helicase FANCM. Gene Ontology annotation, molecular function: ATP binding; four-way junction DNA binding; four-way junction helicase activity. The record is from RefSeq and is a predicted model, not a curated record. NCBI's taxonomy places the organism in Eukaryota, Viridiplantae, Streptophyta, Bryopsida, Funariales, Funariaceae. Gene Ontology annotation, biological process: interstrand cross-link repair; double-strand break repair via synthesis-dependent strand annealing.